Messenger RNA from Closterium sp. Yama58-4, 4257 nucleotides. The record is from the annotation of a GenBank genome assembly. NCBI's taxonomy places the organism in Eukaryota, Viridiplantae, Streptophyta, Zygnematophyceae, Desmidiales, Closteriaceae.
AUGGAGCAGCUCGCUCCCCGUUUAGCAAUAGCCGUUUUUCUUGCCGUGGCCGCCGCUGCCACGUGGCACGUUCUAGACAACUUCCUGGUUAUCAUCCCUCCGGCGGGAUGCGCGGGGCCCGCAGGGUCUCCGCGGGUGGCGGAGUGCGUGGCGGAGUUCCGCAGCGCGCGACGGUCGCUGGGGGUGAUGCCGCAGCAACAGCAGUACGUCACAGCCGCCAUGCUCGUGCGCGUCGAGGUGCAGGUGCACGGCAUGAUGCGGGUAGUGAGACGGCUAAAGUUGAGUAACAUCUCCAGCUUCACGCCAAGUCAGCAGCACUUCAUCCGAGCUGUCUCAGAUGACUGCCUUGAGCAGGGCGCGGACGCGGCGGAGGAGGUGCGCGAGGCAUACCUGGAGCUGCGCGCGGGGCCCCGCGGGGACGACUUGCGCUUCCAGCUGGCGGCGAUCAAAACGAAACUCAGUAACUGCGUUACCGGGUUCGCCGAGUUCGCACCCGGAGUCCUCAAGACAGAACUGGGAGCCAUUCUCGCGAUGGGAACUGCACAAGUGAAGUCCACUGUAAGCGCCGCCGUCACAAUCGCAUCAGCCUAUAGAGGGUACGGCACUCUCGCGCGAGGGCAGCAGAGCAACCGCCAGCAGGUGGCGCAAACGGUCGGCAUGCGCGCAGGACAAGCGGGGGCGGGUUUGCGCCGGCCAGUGCUGUACCCCGCGCAACAACCCGCGGGGCUGCGGCCAUGGCAGGCGCGGCAAAGUGGUCAAACGGCGCAGGCGGAGUUGCGCCCGACGCAGGCAGGGCAGGCGGGGCAGGCGGGGCAAGCGGUGCAGGCGGGGCAGCAUCUCGCUGUACAGUACAGCACGGGAUCCCAGCCGCAAACCCCGGCGCAAUCGCAAACCCCGGCGCAGCCGCAAAAUGGUUACCAGGUACAAGCGCAAUCGCAACAGCUCGCGUGGUCGCAGGUGCAGCCGGUGUAUGAUUAUAACGAGUACGAGUAUGACGAUCCGAUAGACGGAGGCAGUGACUACCCCACAGGUAGGAAUAGAAGGGGUGGGCAAAAUCAGUAUAAAAGCGCGCAACGGCCGAAAUUGGUUCAGGCGCAAUCGCUGAAUGAGGCGCACCCGUCUGGUGUGUCGUACAGUGUGGGUGAAAAGUCCACCCCAACGGGGGGGAGCGAAAUGUCCCUUGGGAACGACGACGAUUAUAGAAGCAGUAACGACAGCGAACCCGAUUACUACAGUGACGAGUACCAGGAAUCGCAGCGUGCCAAUAGCGAGUAUGAUGAUCUCGAUAAUUUGCCCCAAGACAGCAGCACAUCUCAGCAAGCUGAUAGGAAGUCCGCGGGUUUCACAAGUGAACAUAAUACUGAUUCUAGUAGCGACGGCGAGAAUUUUGACUAUUCUUCUAACUACUCCAAUAACGCUAAUUUCGCUAAGGACGCUCAAAGUAGUAGUGGAAGCGUAAGUAGCGAUUCGUAUGAAGCCGCUGACAGUAGUACGCCGGCUAACGAAGGCAGCGAUCUAGUCGCUGACGGCAACGGUGUUAGCAUUGAGAGCUACCGUCCGGAUUCUCCAGCUACUGGCAGGGAAGCCGACGACAGUGGCUCGGAUUAUUACGAUGACGUUACCGACAAUAACGGCGACAUUAGCGACGGUUAUGGGAGCGGGUCGGACUAUUACAGCGCAUCAAGCGACGGUCCGGAUGAUUACGAUAAUGGCGACGGCGGUGUAGGCAUCGACGUCAGUGGUGGUGGUCGCAGCAGUGUUACCACCGCGAGUUACGACUCAGAUUCUCCAGGUGCUGGUAGUAAAAGCGAUGUCAACGGUGGUGGUCGCAGCAGUGUUACCACCGCAAGUUACGAUUCAGACCCCUCGAUAAGUGUUAUCAACAGCGACGAUAGUGGCUCGGGCUAUUACGACGACGCUGGCGACAAUGGCGGCGACGUUAGCGAUGACGGCGAUGGUUACGACGGUGAAUCAGACGGUUAUGGCGACGACUCUGAUGUUGAUAUUGGUCCCAGCGAGGGCUCUGGUUUGGAUGACGACGCUACUGACAUAGGUGACGGUUUAGAAAGCACUAAUGCUAAUGACUUAGGUGACGGUGCUACAGUCGCUGCAACCAAUGCUGCUACAGUCGCUGCUAUCGAGGAUGGCACAUUGAACAACAGAGACGGCAAUGGAUUGGAUUAUUACGCUGACGGUGCUGACUCCGCUGACUUUUCUGACUCUGAAGACAAUGCUGACGCCGCUGUCUCUGCUGACUUUGCUAACGCUGCUGACACUGCUGACGCUGCUGACGAUGCCGAGGCACCCAACGAUGCUGCGGCACCUGAUUCCGAUGACCAACAGCGGGAUUUCACAGGCUCGCGAAACCGGCACCUUCGCACCACUGACGAUGUUACCCGGCAGGCUUCGCUAGAGGGUGGUUACCACAGUAACAGUGAUGAUCGUGGAGAAAGCGCGGAUGGUUACCACGGUGAGACUGGCGAAGUGGGCGAAGAAGCGGGUGGUUACCACCACCCGGAGUGGCUGGAGGCGGGGCUGUACGAACAGCUGAAGGAGCUCCAGGCGCGCAUGCGCGGAGAGCACGCGCGCGCGGAGCAGUGGGCGGACAGACGGCGCAAGCUGUUAGGACUUCCCGCAGAGACGUGGGGCAGCGACGGUGGGGAAGGGGAGGACGGAGAGGGGGGGGCGGCAGAGGGGACGAGGAGACGAGGGUUCGGGGUGGGGCAAUGGCGGAAACGGAAGGGUGACACGUGGCGGGGACGAGGCGCGUUACAGCGGAGGGGGUUACAGGCGAAAUGGCUAGAGGCGCAACGGGUACAGGCGGAAUGGAUAGAGGCGCAAGGGCUACAGGCGCAAGGGCUACAGGCGCAAGGGCUACAGGCGCAAGGAUUACAGGCGCAAAGACUGCAGGCGCAAGGGCAACCGCGGAAGAGCCUUCCCCCCGCUUCCGGCUAUCCUUCCCCUACACCCGGUUCCGCCCGUCCUCCCCACAUUCCCGCGCACCACUCAACCCAGCGCGCGCCGUUCCGCCUAGCGACGACCAUGGGGAAAAAAACCGCAGAACACCUCCCCACCGCAGGGCACCACUCCCCCGACACCCUGCACCACGCGCCAGGCACGGGCCCCGCGCAUAAGGUGAAGCAGCCUAACCACUGGGGGGAGGGGAAGGGGCAGGGCGGAGGGGGAGUAACGCGCGGGCACCACACACAUUUGUGGCGGAAUGGGCGCAGGGGCGCGCACCACCCCGCGGGGGUGGGGCACCACAAGUGGAAGCGGAAGGGGGACGGCGGGAGUGGCGGAGGGUCGGGGGGAUUGGGGAGCGGGAGUGGCGGAGGGUCAGGGGGAGGAGGGGGGAGUGGCAACGGCGGGGCGUUUAAGGCGGAUGCUGUGGUUGGUCCGGGAGAGAAAUACAACACUGUUGAGGGCGCGCUCUCAGCAGCACCUAAAGAUGGCCGGUUUGUGAUAUUCAUCCAUGCGGGCACAUACCACGAGUCCAUCAUCUUCCGCAACAAGGGGCUCAUCAUGGUGGGGGAGGGGGCGGAUCGAACCAUCAUCACGGGGGAUAAGAGCGCCGGCAGCGGGUCAACUACGUACCGCUCUGCCACCAUUGGUGCCAACAAGGAGCGCUUCUGUGCUUUGGGAAUCCGCUUUGAGAACACAGCAGGGGCGCAGAACCACCAGGCAGUGGCCAUGCGGGCCAGUGGGGACCGCUCUGCCUUCUUUGAAUGCGCCUUUGAGGCCAACCAGGAUACAUUGUACGUGGACGCGGGAAGGCAGUACUACAAGGACUGCUACAUUGGCGGCACCAUUGAUUUCAUCUUUGGUGAUGCAGCUGUGGUGAUAGACAACCCUACCAUCGUUGUUCAUAAGAGCAGCUCCUUUGCAACCAUCACGGCAUCGGGCAGGGAGAGCAACACACCAACGGGCAUUGUCAUUCGCAACGCCAGGAUCUCAGUCGACUCGGGCGUCUCAGAGGUCUACCUGGGGCGGCCCUGGAAGGACUGUGCUCGCACCGUCUUUAUCGACAGCUACAUGCCUGCAGAGUUGGAGCGGGACGGGUGGAGCACGUGGGGGGGCGACAGCAAGGGCAGCUGCGUCUACUAUGCAGAGAAGGGCAGCACGGGGCCGGGCUAUGCUGCAAGCCGGGCCUCGUGGGUGCAUCCUGGGAUCAUAUCUGACGCUUCUCAAUUCGACCCUGAGCCGUUUGUUGACCUCAGCUCCUGGCUGGACGUCUCGGGACAAAACCCCAAGUGGUGA